GGAUAAGGAGGGCCGGACUCGUUUCCUUAACACCCUCAGCUCUCAGACCCUGAGCCUCACAUGGCAGCUCAGGUCAGCGAGCGGCCUGCGAGGUUCCUGCUGGUCCCCUCAUCGCCCUCCACCAUGAUCCUGUGCUUGCUCUUGGCUUUGCUCAUGCACGGUGCUGUGGAUUCACAGCCAGCCAACGUGACAGAGCCGGGGCCGAGUGAAGCCGAGGCGAACCAAACGUCCACCGAGUCCAACGCUGGCAACAACACACACGAUGAUGUCAUCCGAUAUUCAACACACCAAGAAAUUACGAGCAAUAACUUCAGCCACGCUGCUCCACCCGGCAACGAGACGUCCAGGUUGUACAACCAUGAGAAGAGUCAACCUGAAGAGCUGCAGAGCAACCAGACGUCUUUCAUCCCAGAGGACGAUGAGAAUUUUCAGAAGCAGGAGACUGAGUUUCCAUUCAGGCACUGUGAUCAGGACAUGUUGGUGAUCUACAGUCACAGCAUAUGUGGUGCUGCUUUUCACGCAGAAAUGCAGUCAAUCAGCUCAGAAAACUGGUGUGUCCUGGAAAACAUCAUCAGACCAUACAACGACAUGACGCAUUGCGUGGAGAAGGUGUCUUAUGUCAGCAGCUGCUAUUAUCCAAACCCCAACGUUCAAGAGUUCUUCCUCGACAUCCACUCGAUUUACUUCCACAACUGUUCCAGUGAGGCGCUUCUGCUGGUGGAUGCUCCUCGCAGGACGGUGAUCGCCCUCACUGUCAUCCCGGUCAGCUUCAUCCCCCUGCUGGUUUAUCUGGUGAUAUCGAAUAGCAAAGGUCAAAAGUCUUAGACCUGCACCAUCAUCACUCUUACAUGUUACACAUGAGAAUAUGCCCCACAAACUGCUGUAUGUGUGUGUGUUUUAUAAUUGUAUGCAAGUUAGCUUAGCUUAGCACAAAGAAGCAAAGGGAAACAGCCAGCCUGGCUCUGAAGCUUACAACAUCACACGCAUUUGGUGUCACAUCGUUUGUAGUCAGUCACUGUCUUUGACCCGGAGACAUCAGGAAGCACUUGAUACUCUACAGGGCCAAAAGUAUGUGGACAUCCAAACAGGUCAUUCCAAUGGGAAUUUUGUAAUCUGCUGUGAAAACAACCUCCACUUUCCUGUGAAGGUUUCCGCCAGAUUUUCCUUUUCGUCCAACAUCAGUGGAUGAUGAGGACGUCAGUCAGCUUUAGGCACAGCAGCAUCGUCGUGUUGCAACAGGACGAGGGCCGAACACAAACUGUUUGAACAGCACUAUAAAAUAUCACUGUAGGCUUCGAUUUCUCCUCACCCUCAAACGCUGAAAAUCUGAAUUUUAGCCUCACUGAAAUGUCUGCACGUUUGCGGUGAACAAAGCGUGAAAUACGUUGUGUGUGUGCCGUGAGAAUGUGAAACUGACCCAGGAUGUCGGCCGAGUACCUGCAACAGUGUAGGACAGGCAUUAAAGCUGAAAGUGUUUUAUCAUUCAGUUCAUGCUGUGUUUUUUUCUGUAUCGAUGAAAACAGGAAGCUCUGAGAAACCCUGAAAGGAAAAGGGUUUUGGAUGUGUUUUUGUCCCUCUCUUGGUGAGAUCUCUUAGUAAGCUCUUUUGAGUUGUUUCUCAAUUCGCAUGUCCUUUUUACUGCUUCAGGUUCUUUGUGUGUUUUAUUAUUUGUGCAAAUAAUUAAAAAAAUAAAUAAACUAAAGCAAACUAAGGAGGUAACGGCUGCACACAUGCAACAACAACAUUCAGCAAUUUGUGUUCCAGUGAUAAGUCAGCCUGCGAUUUAUAAGAAAAGAUGGUUACUGUGGUUCCUGGUAGCACCGACCGCAUGUGUGUGUGUGUGUGUGACGAUGAUGCAUAUUCCUGUAGUUGUGGGGACACAACGUUAAUCAUAAAUAAAUUGCUUUAAGGUUAGGCUGAGGUUAGGAUUAGGUUAUGGUAAGGUUAGGAUUAGGCAAGUAAGGAAAUUAAUGAGAGUGUAAAUACAUUUUGUUGAAGAAAGUCCUCACAGUUCCAGUCUACUGUGAUAAAGGCUGUUGUGUGAUUUUGUUGUCGGUUCGCGGUGAGUCAUAAAGGAUGUCUAAGAUAAGAAGAAUCAUUAGCACAGAGUCUCACUAACAGCAUCCCUGCUGGUGCUGUGUAUGCACCAGCAGAGCACACACACACACACACACACACAAACAAUUUGUUUCAGGUCAACACCACAGCUUCCUUCUUCACACCCACAAUGUCACACACUCAAUCCACCCUCUAGUUUCUAGUCACAAUUUUGUCUUUUUUUAUUCCAUAUGAAACUACAGAGAGCGCAGUGAUACACAGCUGCUCGUCAACAUGACAUUACGUUACAUGACGUUCAACGAUUUGUCAGCUCAACUGAAGCAACGAGCACCCGAUAACCUGUUGUGAAAGGUGGCGUAAAAGAACUCAUAACGCAUAAUAAAUGUGACAUCGAACUCGCUGAGGACGCUUCGUUAACGUGUCUGCGUGAAAAGACGGAAACAUUAGUUCAGAUGCAGUACGUGAUGUCCCUCGGACGGGAGAUGGCGGCUGUUCAAACAUGAUGUGAUAUCAGCGCUGCGGCUGUGUUUGUUUGUUUAGAGCACAGCGAUUGUGUCGCUUAUCUCGCAGCCUCUGUUGUUACCCCACGUCCUGCUGGGAGCAGCAUGUUUGACUGUAGCAGAGUCACAUCAUUUAGUGUCAUGAUGAACAGUAAUGCUGUCCCUCAUUGUUUCUCACUGUGGCACUUGAAGCAGGUCAAGUUCAGUUCAGAGUUUUAGAAAGUUGCCUUGAGUCGGCCACAUUUGGAUGUGUGCUUUUGUUUUCCAAUAAAAUACAAUCUUGACACUCUG
Scatophagus argus is the source of this 2849-nucleotide messenger RNA. RefSeq lists its product as uncharacterized. The transcript has 5 exons. Gene Ontology annotation, biological process: angiogenesis; calcium ion transport; G protein-coupled receptor signaling pathway. Bases 61 to 825 code for a protein of 254 amino acids. The record is from RefSeq and is a predicted model, not a curated record. Lineage: Eukaryota; Metazoa; Chordata; Actinopteri; Scatophagidae. Gene Ontology annotation, molecular function: coreceptor activity. Gene Ontology annotation, cellular component: membrane; signaling receptor complex; cell surface.